This is a messenger RNA of Akanthomyces muscarius, 288 nucleotides long. RefSeq lists its product as uncharacterized. The record is from RefSeq and is a predicted model, not a curated record. NCBI's taxonomy places the organism in Eukaryota, Fungi, Ascomycota, Sordariomycetes, Hypocreales, Cordycipitaceae. The transcript has 5 exons. The coding region runs from base 1 to 288 and encodes 95 amino acids.
AUGGCUGUCUUUACACUGGCCGAGCACUGCGAAUUUUUCAGCUACCGUUCCGGUGAGGCGGUGGACAGUUCCAACGAGGAUCUACGAGGACAAACAUUGUUCAUUUAUAGCAAUGCAACAAGAAGUCAGUUCUUUCAAUACACGACUCUUUCUACAUUUCGUCUCUUCUUCAUUGGUCUGAGUCUCAUUUAUAAUCAUAACAGCCAUGGCUACCGCGUUGUGCCAUCCUGUCUCAAUGCCAAGAUCAUCAAGAAUAAUUGUAUCCUCCUCAACGCUAUAAAGACAUAA